GCCCCCUCAUAACACUUGAGAACCGGAAGUGCCAGGCCGGAACCAUCUUUACAGGAUGUUUGAGACCCUCGCGUCCAUCCGGAAGACUUCCGGUCUGAAGGGAGGGAGGAGGUAGGACGAAGAGAACGUACGGAGAUCUCGCGAGGUUUUGCGGCCUACUCUCAGAGCAGUAGGCCUGAUCGUAGAGGCCUCUGGCUUGAAGAUAGGCUGCCUCAGUCUUCCUCCAGCGAAGGCGCGCAGGCGCAGUAGGGAGAGACCUGCGCCGGCCGUCUCCCUUCUGUCUCUCUGUGUGAGGAAGAGAGAGAGAGAGAGCCGUUUGGAGGCCGCUUCUCUUUCUCGUCCUGAAGCUUUCCACGUCGCUCCUGAGGGGAAAGGCAUAGGCCUCGCUCGGGCCCAGCCGGGAAAUGGGGCGGAGAGGAGGAGGCCGGCGGCGAGGCUGGGCUUAGGCAGAAGCCAAGCGGAGGAGGAAGAGGAGGCCUCGUCCUUGGCCUCGCCGUCGUCGUCAUUAGGGUCUCUCCAAUCGAUGGCCUCUCAGCCGGGGGCGCCUUGACGGAUUAUCCUCGGAAGGAUCCCGAUGCCGAGCACUUCGGAGGCGGCGAGCCGGGCCCGGAGCGGCGGCGGCGGCGGCGGAGGCGGGAGUAGCAGGGGCUCCGAGUCUCCGUCGGCGGAGAAGAAGCGGCUGCACCACCGUCGGCGGAAGCGCUACUCCUCGGCCCCUCAGGCUCCGGCGCUGCCUCCUCUCCCUCUCCCGCUCCCUGCUCCGGUGGCGGCCCCUCCGACCCCUUCGCUGCUCUUCCCGCUGCUGCAGCCUCAGCCCUCCCUCCUGCAGCCCCCGCUGCCGCCGCAGUCGCUGCUCUUCCUGGCGGCCACCGGAGGGGCCUCGGCUUCCUGCUGCGGGGGCGACAAGGGCGGGGAGCGCAAGCGGGCCAGGGGGAAGAGGCGCUCGGGGCCUCGGCACAAGCGCAGGAGGGGAAGGCUAGGCGGAGGGGGAGGGCUCGGGGGGCUGGGCCUGGCCGCCUCGGAGCGCCGCGGGAGCGCCUUGGGGGCGCUGGGAGGAGGGGAGUACGACGACGUGAGUUCGCAGUCGGAGGGGCCUUUGGGCGGAGGAGGGGUGGCUGGGAGUGGCGGGGGAAGCCCGGCUUCGGGCAGCCGGAGGGCGCGCAGGGAGCACCGCAGCAGCAGCAGGCGGCGCUCCUCCCGGGAAGGGCACCGGGAGCACCGCCGGCGGGGGGAGGAGAAGGAGAAAGACAAGGAGAAGGAGAAGGCCAAGGGGGCGUUGGGGGCGGCGGACCAGAAGCAACCGCAGCAGCAGCAGCAGGCGCAGGAGGCUCCCGCCGGGGCCGCCUCCUCCUCCUCCUCGUGCUCCAAGUCCCGCGGCAGCCGCCACAACCACAGCGGAGGACCGGAAGGCGGUGGCGGCAGCGAAGGCCGCAGGAAGGGCUCGCCCAGCAGCAGCGGCACCAGCAGCCGGAAGGAGCGGGAGAGCAAAAGCCACCGGAGCCGCAAGGAGCCCCCCUCGGCUUACAAGGAGCCUCCCAAGGCUUACCGGGAGGAGAAGGCCGAGCCCCGGGCUUACCGUCGGCAACGCUCCUCGCCCAGCCCCGGCCGGGAUGACAGCCCGCCCGGGCACAGGACCUCCUCCUCGCAGGGCCAGCGGAGCCGCAAGUCGCCCCUCAGCCCCCGCUCGCCCCUCAGCCCUUACCGGCGACGCUCGCCCAGCUACAGCCGGCACAGCUCUUUCGAGCGCGGCGGGGACGCCUCCCCCGGGCCCUACAGCUCCUGGCGACGCUCCCGGAGCCCCUACAGCCCGGCCGUCAGGAGAUCAGCAAAAUCCAGAAGCAGAAGCCCUUAUUCGUCACGGCACUCAAGAUCCCGUAGUAGGCACAGGGUGUCAAGAUCUAGAAGUCGACAGUCGAGUAUUUCCCCUAGCACUCUGACUCUAAAAAGUAGUCUAGCUGCAGAGCUGAACAAGAACAAAAAAGCUAGAGCAGCAGAAGCAGCCAAAGCCAAUGCAAAGGCUUCAAACACUUCUACACCUACUAAGGGAAGCACUGACACAGGAAUGACUAUCCCUCAAGCUAACAAUGUAAAGGAAAUAAAGAAAGUAAAGACUGAACUUGCACCUUCCCCUUCAGUUGUGUCAGCUUUGAAAAAUGAUAAGGCAAAGACAAAAAAUCCUGUUCAGGAAACAAAGGGGGAAAACAAUUUGGUCGUAGAGAAAGCUGCUAAGCAAAAAAAUCCAGUGGUGAAAGACAGUAAAUCAACUCCAGUGAAGACACCAACACAACCCGUUGCAGUGAAAGAAAAAAGCAAGUCCCAACCCUCAUGUGCAGCACCUAAGGAAAAGGAUCACAGUGUUACACUAAUAACGUCUACGCUGCCACCCUUGCCUCUUCCUCCUUUGUUGCCAGAAGAUAAAGACACUAUCAGUUUCCAAGGGAGCAUGUCUGCAAAAGCAGUUAAAAAAGAAGUAGAGAAGAAAUUGCGCCACUUGCUUGCAGAUCUACCACUGCCACCUGAAUUGCCUGGAGGAGAUGAUGAAUCCAGAAGCCCUGAAGAGAAGAAAUUAACAGUGCAACCACAUCAUAAAAAGAGACCGAAGAUAUGUGGACCACGCCAUGGUGAAACAAAGCAGAAAGAAAUUGAUUGGGGGAAACGCUGCGUUGAUAAAUUUGAUAUAAUUGGCAUAAUUGGUGAAGGCACUUAUGGACAAGUUUAUAAAGCAAGAGAUAAAGAUACAGGGGAAAUGGUGGCACUAAAAAAGGUACGGCUAGAUAAUGAAAAGGAAGGGUUUCCUAUCACUGCUAUUCGAGAAAUAAAGAUUCUCCGACAACUUAAUCACCAAAGCAUAAUCAACAUGAAAGAAAUAGUAACAGAUAAGGAAGAUGCUUUAGAUUUCAAAAAGGAUAAAGGUGCUUUUUACCUGGUGUUUGAAUACAUGGAUCAUGAUCUGAUGGGACUUCUGGAAUCUGGUUUAGUUCAUUUUGAUGAAAAUCAUAUUAAAUCCUUCAUGAGACAGUUGAUGGAAGGCUUGGAUUACUGCCAUAAGAAAAAUUUCUUGCACAGAGAUAUUAAAUGCUCCAACAUCUUAUUAAACAAUAGAGGGCAGAUCAAACUUGCAGAUUUUGGCCUUGCUCGGCUGUAUAGCUCUGAGGAGAGUCGGCCAUAUACCAAUAAAGUUAUCACAUUAUGGUACCGUCCACCAGAACUUUUGCUGGGAGAGGAACGAUAUACACCUGCCAUUGAUGUCUGGAGCUGUGGAUGCAUACUGGGUGAACUUUUUACUAAAAAACCAAUCUUUCAAGCAAAUCAGGAAAUUGCUCAGCUGGAACUGAUAAGCCGCAUUUGUGGUAGUCCUUGUCCAGCAGUAUGGCCUGAUGUGAUAAAAUUGGCAUAUUUCAACAGUAUGAAGCCAAAGAAGCAGUACCGUCGAAGACUGAGAGAAGAAUUUGCUUUUAUCCCUACAGCUGCUCUAGACCUUUUUGACUAUAUGCUGGCUCUGGAUCCAAGUAAACGCUGCACAGCAGAACAGGCACUUCAGUGUGAAUUUCUGCGAGAUGUUGACCCUUCAAAGAUGCCUCCACCAGAUCUUCCAUUAUGGCAAGAUUGCCAUGAGCUAUGGAGUAAGAAGCGUAGAAGACAAAAGCAGAUGGGCAUGUCUGAUGAUGGAACUAAAAUUCCUCGAAAAGAUUUGUCCUUAGGAAUGGAUGAUAGCAGAGCCAACACCCCUCAGGGCCUGCAGACGUCUUCUCAACUGAAAAUUCAAGGCAAUUCUAACUUAGCGCUUGUGAAAGGUGGCAGUGGUCAGCCACUAAAUCAAAAUGAAGUGGCCUUUCUUCUUAACCUGCUUCAGUCUAAAACCAGUAUUAAUAUGGCACAAUUUGCUCAAGUGCUGAACAUUAAGGUGAAUCCUGAGACUGAGCAACAGCUAAAUAAAAUAAGCCUUCCAUCUGGCAUUUUGGAAGCUGGAGAAAAACAGCUUGAGCCUCAGCUUCUGCAGCAGCAGCAACCACCGCCGCCGCCGCCACCACCACCACCACCUAAGGCACCACCACCACCCUCACCCUCACCAGAACAGGAGCCUUUAAAACAAGCAGCAGCUCCUCCUCCUGUGCAGACUGCUCAAUUAACCCAAACAAAAAUUGACACAGAGGUUACUCAGGCAGCUGUGCAGAGUGCAUUCACUGUUUUGCUGUCUCAGUUAUUAAAGGCUCAGCAACUGAAGCAAAAAGAAGAUGUAGUAGAAGAGAAGGAGAAUGGCUCAGGAAGUGAAAUGCCAUUACAUCCCAGGCAGCCCCCAGAGCCAAGUACGCCUGCAUCUGGCAACUGGGAGGAUGCAGACUCUCCAAUGUCCAUUUAUCCCCAUCUUAUCAAAUCAUUAUAUGCAUGUGCAGGACAAGACGAUUUGGUCAGGCACCCUGAGAUGAGACCUCAAACGCCAGAAGAACGACCUCGAAUCUUGCCUCCAGACCAGCGCCCCCCUGAGCCACCAGAACCACCACCUAUCACUGAAGAAGACCUUGAUUAUCGGAUAGGGAACCAACAUUUAUCAUCAUUGUUUAGCUCUGCAGGGAUGGAUCCUAAUGCUGGAGUGAAAGCAGCUCUUCUACAGCUACUUGCUCAGGCUCAAACAACUGAGAAACCAGCAACAUCUAAUGUGGAUUUCCAAACAAGAGAUUCCUUUAUGACAGGUCCAGACUAUAAGGAUAGUUUUGGAUCUUCUACAUUCUCUUCUGCUCAUUACAGUACUAGUGACGGAAUAGGAAGUGGAUCUUCUGGGACUUUAGAAAGGGGAAACUUUAUUGGGAAUUCAGAUGUGCAACCCUUGGAGAAUUACAAUACUGCUUCUUCUCACACUAGUAGUGCCCCUCCACCUCCUGCCUUUUCAGAACCAUUUCAUAGCUCUGUAACUGGUUAUGGAGACAUUUACCUCAACACUGGUCCCAUGCUAUUUAGUGGUGAUAAGGACCAUAGAUUUGAAUAUAGCCAUGGUCCCAUCACUGUUCUGAGUAACAGUGGUGACACAUCUGCAGGGUCUGGAUCUGAAAGUACUCAUUCUUUGUCUUCAAAGAUGCAGAACUAUAGCUAUGGCACCAAUUUACAAGAGCCCCCUGGUAGUGUUGGCCAUAUGCACGGACAAACAUGGACUUCUCCUCCUCAAGGACCUGGAUAUUCACAAGGAUACAGGGGACAUAUUAGCACAUCAGCAGUCAGAGGACGAGGCAGAGGAUUGCCAUAUUGAGCAUUUGUUUUGUUUUUUUCCCUCAGGCACAUCAUUUUUACCUGGAAAGACUUUGUAGCUGUGAUUUCAAAGCAGCAGUCCAACAGACUUGAAUAAUGUUAAUUCAACAGCUUUAUUUUUAUGUGGAAAAGGGUCUUGCAUACAAUAGGAAAUUGCUUACAAUUCAUGCUGUUCCGAGUACCAGAAAAUUGAUUGUACAUCUUUGCAAAUCCUAGCUAUAAAUUUUAUAUUUUGGCAGUUUUAAGUCAAUGCUAAAUUUAGGGACAUCAGCUUUUUAUGGCACACUGUCAGAUCUGAACUAUGCACACACUUGUGCUUUUUUGUAAGUUUGGACCAACUUUUAUGUAAAAAUUUUACAACAAUCAAACAGGGCACUGAUUUAUUUGGUAUUUCUUUUUACAAAACUCCUUUAGUCAAAACGUCACUGUCCUUGCACUGCUUUCAGUGUUAUCUGUGGAAGGUGUUCUUUGUGCUCAUUUCAGACAAAUAAAAUACAGUCUUUCUUGAUACUA
Messenger RNA from Sceloporus undulatus (fence lizard), 5754 nucleotides. RefSeq names its product cyclin dependent kinase 13 (gene CDK13). The coding region runs from base 575 to 5242 and encodes 1555 amino acids. Gene Ontology annotation, biological process: positive regulation of transcription elongation by RNA polymerase II; transcription elongation by RNA polymerase II; protein phosphorylation. The transcript is spliced from 14 exons. Gene Ontology annotation, molecular function: RNA polymerase II CTD heptapeptide repeat kinase activity; cyclin-dependent protein serine/threonine kinase activity; cyclin binding. Gene Ontology annotation, cellular component: nucleus; cyclin/CDK positive transcription elongation factor complex. NCBI's taxonomy places the organism in Eukaryota, Metazoa, Chordata, Lepidosauria, Squamata, Phrynosomatidae. The record is from RefSeq and is a predicted model, not a curated record.